Molecule: messenger RNA, 2962 nt
Organism: Linum trigynum
Lineage: Eukaryota; Viridiplantae; Streptophyta; Magnoliopsida; Malpighiales; Linaceae
Source: the annotation of a GenBank genome assembly
UACCGGUUAACUGGCCGGUUAAACCGAUAACCGCCAGUUACCGGUUAACCGGCUAACCGAAAAUCAAGGCGUCGGGCGGUUGUCGGUAGCAGGUUCUACUGUGCCUGUUAACCGGCUAACCGAUGGUUGUAACCAGCGGUUAACCGCCUAACCGGCCAGCUAACCGGCAAGUGAGAAACAACGCAGCUUCAUCUCAAGACCCUCUUCCCGACUUCCCCUGUUCGAUCGACCCUCUUCCCCUUUCCUAACCCUAAUCGACUUCCCCUGUCCUAACCCUCUUCCCAACUUCCUCCAUUUUCUUCUUCUCUGUCGAGUGCUGCCGCCGACUGCCAGAGGAACCUUCUCCCUCUCCGUCCCUGAAGGUCGCCGCCCCAUUCUCCCUUCUCCCUUCAGGCCUUCACUCCUUUGCUCGCGAGUCGUGACCCAGUAACCUCCAGUCCGCCAUCCAACCCGUCGGCGCCGCCACUCCUCUGCUCGCCGCCACUCCUCUGCUCGCCGCCAGCCAACCCGUCACAUCGUCAGAAUCCAGCAAAUGCUCAAGCAAUGGCACAGGAAGGCCCGAGCCAACGCCUCUUCAUCCUCCGCCUCCUCGUCCUCGGGCUCAUCGCCGUCGCUCUCACCGUCGAGAGCCGCCGCGGCGGCGCCAUCCGACGUUCCGGUCGGCCACGUCGCCGUCUGCGUCGGGGCGAGCUGCCGGAGAUUCGGCGUCCGUUCGACUCACCUGAACCAUCCGAUCUUCAGGCGCGUCCUCGCCUAGGCCGAGGAGGAGUUCGGGUUCGCCAACGUCGGGCCGCUGCGGAUCCCCCGCGAGGAGCUGGAGUUCGAGGAGAUUUUGAAAUUGGUGUCGAGAUCCGAUUCGAUCAGGAGGUUUCUGCAUCUGGAGGAGAUUCAGCGGUGCGCUCACUCCUGUGUUGUUCGGAGGAACAACAACAACAACAACAACGGGGAGUUCGUCGGAGAUUUGAGGCCUUUGCUCCGUGGUUGAGAUCGUCAGAGGGAUUUUGGUGGUCAGAUUAGCUAGGGUGCUGACUCGUUGGCUCACUGAGUCGAGAAAGGUGAACUCAGUGGCCGAGUUUAGUUUUUUUUGUGUAAACGGUGUCUCUAGCUGUGUUUAGGUAUCCAGUGAUUUUCGGUAACCGAGUAACUAACCGGUAACCGACCGGUCGGUUGCCGGCUAACCGAAGGAUUAGAUCGGGAGGUUGUCGGUAGGCUUCCUCCCUGGCGCGGUUAACCGGUAACCGACAUUUCGGUUAUCAGUUAUAACCGAACUAACCGAAAUGCCAGCCCUAAUAGAUAAGCAGCCAUUAUACCAUAUGACAAUUGAGCACAUAGAAAUACAAUUAAUGGAAUUAAUAGACAAAAAGUGGUGGAUCUCUCUAGCUAGUUUUGACUUUGGUGGAGGAGCAAGAUCUUCUUAACCCAAGAAAUUAUGGGCAGAGAAAGUUGUGUUCUGCUGGGCCACAGAUGAUUAUGAUGAUUUGGCAUAUAUAUGUGUGUGUGGAGUGAAAUUUCUAGUCAGUACUGCUGCCGCUGCUGCUUGGUGGUAUGGUAGUAGUGGGUUGCCGGCUAGCUUUAGGCUAGUUGGUGAAUGGUGUAACAUUACAUAUUAUGUUAUCCAAAUUUUCAAGGGCCGUAAGAUCUCCAGCAAGGCGAGUGAGUAUAUACUACAUAUUAUCUGCGGUCCUAAGAGAUAGAUAAGGUCCUCUCUGGAUUUCCCAUUCUUCUUUGUCACUUUAUCCCUCUCUCUCUCUCUCUCUCUCUCUCUCUCUCUCUCUCUCUACGGUGUACUCUUCUUCACAAUCACCACCACCCAAAUUAUUACAACCAUUUUUACCAAAAAAAUGUAUUAUAUAUUACAAACUUAAUCACUGUUCACUACCCAUUACACUGACCAAGAGAUAGUUCAACCGUAAAGUUUGUUGGUUUCGAUAUCGAAAUCUCAGGUUCGAUUCUUAGGGGCGUAGAAAGAAACCCUUUAAUAGCACUUCGCUCUCACCUCGGUGGUGAUCGUGGAGAGUGCUCCAAAAAGAUUGACUGUAAAAGUUUCAAUUCAUUUAAAAAAUGUUGUAAGUUAAUGUUAUACUUGUUGUGGUACAAGAAAGGCCAAGCAUGCAUGUGUUCAAGUUUUUUUAUAACAUAACUCUUGAUGUAAGUGAUUGAUUCAAACACAAAUAUGCAAUCGAUUUAUGUCUGACUUCAAAUAAGAUUAAUGGUGUUAUAAUAUAUAUCUACUAUUUGACUUAUCAUCAUGAUAAGUUGAUAACUCAGAAUUGAAUAUAAACAUGAAUUGGGUUUUCACCUAAAAUUGGAUUCGAAUUAUCCAAACUACUAAUUUAAUUAUUUACGGCAUCUCGAACACGACUUGACCUCAGAAAAACAAAAAGGAGCACUAGUAGUCAAGUACGUGGUACAUAUGGGAACCGUGGCUUUGCAAUAAUUUCGUUUGAGGUAGAGGAUGUGUAUCAAUCGUUAUUCAUUUGAAUUAUAUGUUUUGGAACCAUAUGAGAUAUUUACAAGGGAAGGGAGGGAAAGGGGACACAAACAUUUUUUAGGUUCAAGUUACCGAUGUUCUCUUCCACUUCCAAAAGAUAUUUGUGGGAAAUAUCUCAAUUCAGAGUUCAGAAAAAAGAAAGUGGUGCCACUGCCACAACUAUAAUUUCUUCUUCUCGAGUAUUUUUCUUUUUCGAAAUUAAAGAGGUAAAUAGAUUGGAGAAGAAAGAAAAGAGAUGAGCUUAGGUUGGGUCCUUGACCCUCAUCCGAUCCUUAGGUGAUUAGCAAUAAACACAACACGAUCAUCAUCAUCAUCAUCAUCGAACAUCAAUACUCUUUGCAAGAAUGCAUUUAGCUACCCAUAUGUUAUAAUGGUGGUGUGCACAUCAAUUCCUUAUAUAAUCAUUCAUGCCGGACACAUCAGUAGGUUGAAACUACGAUAUUGUAUUUUUAAUCAAAAUUUAGUAAUUAA